CCCGAACAGGGACCUGAGUGCGUGAGGCAUUUCGGAAGAUUUCAGGGAGGCAGACUCUCCUCGGUGGCUCCCGGAGCGCUUGGUUCGACAUUAUCAUGCCAUCACCAAUAAACACCCUGACUCGAAGAAUGCGUCGCCUGAGGCUCUCGCAAUCGACCACAGCACACCCCAACCGGUUCCCCCGGCGGACGAGAAGAAUGCGGCGACGGAGUAGGAGACAACUUGUCAGGGAGGCAAGGGGAGAUCGAAAUCAAAUUACUUGACUGUUUCUAGACGAGAAGAUUUAUCCACCUUUGUAUUUUGGUAUAAGGAUAACGUUCCCAUUCACAUGAAUGCUAGAGUAACUAAGCUUGCUUCUAAUACUUCGUUGGAUCAUUCUCUAUGCAUAUAUCGCUUGAGGAUUGAAGAUACUGGACAUUAUUUGUGUAUUGAAACUACCAUAGGUAAUCAAGGGACGUUAUUAGCUGGACAUCAAAUUACGGUCGUAAAGACUGUCACAGGACUACAAUUUCCUGCUUUUAUGGCUUCUGAAUUCCCGCAGUUUGAUUUUCCUGUUUGUAAUGAUACAUGGACUAAAGCCUCUGUCUGGUGUACUUUAGAUUAUGAUAAUGGCACCAUACUAGUUUCUUCUGUCCCCGUUAAUAAUAACAGCCUUGUUUUUUACAAGCAAUGGGAAUUCUGGAAACUUGCCUUAUCCUUUUCUUAUAGACCGGUGAUUACUUGCGUCGCUCCUCCUUAUGCUUUAUUGAUUGGAGAUUUAAUUGUAGAAAACACUAUGAAUCCUAUAGGUUAUAAUAUUACUUGUGUUAAUUGUAUCUUUAGUAGUUGUGUUUUGCCCGUUAAAGGAUCUACAUCUGUUAUGAUUAUGAAGCAACCUUCUUAUAUAAUGUUACCUGUUAAUUUGUCUGAACCAUGGUAUCAUAACACUGGCAUGCAAGCCUGGCUGGAAUUGACUGAAGCAUUAAAACGACCAAAGAGAUUUAUAGGUGUUCUAAUAUGUGCAAUCCUAGCCUUAGCAGCUUUAACUGCUACUGCGGCCACUGCUGGGAUUGCUCUUUCACAAACUAUUCACCAGGCUCAUUAUGUUAAUCAGUUAUCUAAAAAUACUAGUGUAGCAUUAGCCCUACAAAGUCAUAUUGAUACCCAACUAAAAACGGAAGUAGAUGAAUUAAAAAAUGUUCUAAUAGGAAUAGGGGAUCAAGUUAUGGCUUUAAAAUUAAAAAUGCAUUUGAUUUAUUUGUAA
Molecule: messenger RNA, 1243 nt
Organism: Balaenoptera musculus (blue whale)
Lineage: Eukaryota; Metazoa; Chordata; Mammalia; Artiodactyla; Balaenopteridae
Product: endogenous retrovirus group K member 13-1 Env polyprotein
Exons: 4
Coding region: 329-1243 (304 amino acids)
Source: RefSeq, a predicted model, not a curated record